AGUAACCGUACUUCUAUUUCCAUUCCCAUAUUAUUUAAGUAGAGCCCGCAUAGAAAUUUCUUAGGCAUCCUCUGUCUCUCCGCGCACUUCUUGGGGUACCUUUGAAUGCUGUCAUGGCGUCUCUCUUUGCAUUUCUACGGGUUAUAUCAUUGUUAAAAGCUGUGUGGACUGCCUACUCAGCUUUCUAUUUAUUUCGCAAUUACCUUGCGGCUCGUAAGAUCGGUCUGCCCAUCCGUAUUAUCCCCAUUAGUCACACCAAUCCCUUUUGGAUGCUUGUGGAUCGGCACUUUAUCUCUUUUAUCAGGCAACUACCAUUCGGACAUAAUAGCUUUACCAGAUACAACUAUCGGGGCUGGGAAUUAGCGGAUAGGUACUUUUCACAUCAUGAGUUAGGAGAUGCCUUUAUUGUAGUCACUCCUGGUAGGAACUGGCUCUACAUCGCCAACCCCGAUACUAUAGUUGAAGUUUUCCGACGCAGGACCGAUUUCCCGCGUUGUCUUGAGCUCACAGAGAUCCUUAAUGUCUUUGGCCCCAACAUGUCCACAGUGGACGGGUUACAAUGGAAGAAACAGCGCAAAAUGACAGCAACUUGUUUCAACGAGCAGAACAAUGAGAUUGUGUGGUCCGAGACUCUCGGUCUAGCAAAUGACAUGAUUAAUUAUUGGUCCUCGAAAGCCUUACUCAAAACUGUUGCACACGAUACUCGUACACUAUCCUUACAUGUACUAUCUAAAGCCGGCUUCGGCAAAUCGUUCAAAUUUGAAGGUCAUGACGAAAGAAAAGAAAGUAGUCCCUCGACAAGUUACAAGGACUCGCUGCAAACGAUCCUAGAGAACUGUGUUCUUAUCAUGGCGCUCGGAACCAAAUUUCUAGAAAAUCCAUGGCUUCCGCAGGGUCUUAGAAGGCUCAACGAAGCAUGCAACGCCUUUCAGAAAUACAUGACAGACCUUUAUGAAGAAGAAAAGCAAGCGUUCGCCGAGGGGCGGACUUCCGGCCGAAACCUGAUGUCUUCAUUAGUGCGUGCCUCUCAAGACGAAGCCAAGACAGGCGUAGGCCUUACCGAGAACGAGAUCUACGGCAACAUGUUCGUUUUCAAUUUUGCGGGUCACGAUACUACAGCGCACACUUUCACUUUUGCGCUGUAUUUUCUCGCCGCUAAUCCUCAGGCGCAGGACUGGAUUUAUGAGGAGUUAUGUCAAGUGCUUGGUGACCGCCAACCAGAUGAAUGGAAUUAUGGUGUCGAAUUCCCUCGACUUAAGCGCUGCUUGUCUAUCAUGCUUGAAACAGUGCGUCUUUACACGCCCGUUCCUGUGGCUAAGUGGACAGAUACGCGGACUCAAUCUUUGAAUGUCGGUGCUAAGACUGUUGUGCUCCCACCGGAUACCAUGGUCAUACCCAGCUAUGCUUCAGUACAGACGGACCCCAAAUAUUGGGGUUCCGAAACGCUCACUUGGUCGCCUUCAAGAUGGAUCAAGACUAGCAACUCGACAACUGCGAACUUAGAAGAUGAGGAACUCAUCACUCCUCAGCAUGGUACUUUUAUCGGAUGGUCUGAAGGGUCACGCGAUUGUCCGGGAAGGAAGUUCUCGCAAGUUGAAUUUGUAGGAACCAUGGCAGUGUUGUUCCGCGACUGGAAAGUUGACCCUGUGACUCAAAGUGGAGAGACCAUUGAGACUGCUCGCGAAAGGGUUUUACGUCUCAUAAAAAGUGAUUCGGCGCCAGUCUUGCUUCUGCAAAUGCUUCACCCAGAGAGAGCGCCAUUGGUUUGGAAGCGAAGAUAGGUAAAUUCAGCAGUAUCGUCUUCGAGCUAC
Annulohypoxylon truncatum is the source of this 1811-nucleotide messenger RNA. Its product is annotated as cytochrome P450. The coding region runs from base 114 to 1781 and encodes 555 amino acids. Gene Ontology annotation, molecular function: heme binding; oxidoreductase activity, acting on paired donors, with incorporation or reduction of molecular oxygen; monooxygenase activity. Lineage: Eukaryota; Fungi; Ascomycota; Sordariomycetes; Xylariales; Hypoxylaceae. The transcript has 3 exons. The record is from RefSeq and is a predicted model, not a curated record.